This is a messenger RNA of Ramularia collo-cygni, 1860 nucleotides long. RefSeq names its product probable deoxyribodipyrimidine photo-lyase PHR. Gene Ontology annotation, biological process: circadian regulation of gene expression; entrainment of circadian clock by photoperiod. The record is from RefSeq and is a predicted model, not a curated record. Gene Ontology annotation, cellular component: nucleus; cytoplasm. Lineage: Eukaryota; Fungi; Ascomycota; Dothideomycetes; Mycosphaerellales; Mycosphaerellaceae. The transcript has 2 exons. Bases 1 to 1860 code for a protein of 619 amino acids. Gene Ontology annotation, molecular function: FAD binding; DNA binding.
AUGCGGUUCUUCAUACGACAAAGUCCACUGUACACCCUCUCCAGCCCCAUCGUCCUUCGUCGGAGCAUCGCAACAAUGCCUUCCAUCAAACGAAAAGCGACGUCUCCAGUUCGACCCUCUCCCAGCAAGAAACGCGCAACGACCUCACCAAAACCUGCCGCAAAUGGAUUCGAUCAUUCCCGUCCUGAAGAACAACAUGGAAUUGUGCAGCGAGAAUUCUAUCCGGCGGAGAUGAGCAAUGAGAGAUGUGCGCAAUACAAUAAUAAUGAGAUUCCUCGGCCGGUUGAAGUUCUCAAUGCGGCUCUUUUGAAAACCAAAGGUGCUCGAGAGAGUAUGUCAGGAGGACAAUGCGUGGUCCACUGGUUCAAACGCGAUCUGCGAAUCUCAGACAACAGAGCUCUCAGCGCUGCGAKCAAGAAAGCGAAAGAGUUGGGAGUACCUCUUAUCACGGUGUUUAUUGUCAGCCCGCAGGAUUAUCAGGCGCAUUUGACGAGUGCUGUGAGGGUGGACUUUGAGUCGAGGACUUUGGAAAUCAUGCAGAAAGAUCUGGCAGAGAGGGACAUUCCAUUGUAUACGACCACAGUGGAGAAGAGGAAGGAGGGAGUGAGUUUCUUGCUGCAAAAGUGUCAGGAGUGGGGUGCAAAACAUUUAUUCUGCAACAUGGAGUAUGAGGUUGAUGAGCUACGGCGAGAGGCUGAUCUAGUCGUCAAGGGGGUGGAAAAGAGUGUAGCUGUGGAUGUCCUGCACGAUGAUGUGGUCGUUGCGCCUGGAGAUCUCAAAAGCGGUGCAGGGAAACAGUACUCUGUCUACUCUCCUUGGUAUAAAGCCUGGGUCAGACAUGUCCACGAACAUCCCCAUCUCCUGGACGAAUCCCCUCUCCCCGAAUCGAAUCCGUCCAGUGCCAGGAAGACUUUUGCAUCCCUCUUCGAAACACCAAUCGCUUCCGCACCUCCCAACAAAUCUCUGAGCAAWGAGGAAAGAGAGAAGUUCCUCCAUCUCUGGCCUGCAGGCGAGCAUGCUGCCAAACAGCGCCUCUCGCGCUUCAUCGAGGAGAAAGUGAAAGCCUACAAAGACACCCGCAAUCUUCCCGCACUAAACUCAACAUCCUUGCUAUCAGUCCACUACUCCACCGGAACACUCGCAGCACGAACCGCAAUCCGCGCAGCCCGAGACGCCAACUCCAGCAAAAGUCUCGAUGCUGGCAAUCAAGGCAUCAUGACCUGGAUCUCGGAAAUUGCAUGGCGAGACUUUUACAAGCACGUUCUUGUGCACUGGCCGUACGUUUGCAUGCACAAGCCUUUUAAAUACGAAUACUCGGAUAUCGAAUGGGAGUACAAUGCCUCUCAAUUCGAGGCUUGGUGUGAAGGACGAACCGGCUUUCCCAUCGUUGAUGCGGCCAUGCGACAGAUGAAGCAGAUUGGCUGGAUGCAUAAUCGUCUCCGGAUGGUCGUUGGUUGCUUUCUCGCCAAAGACUUGCUACUGGAUUGGCGCAUGGGAGAGAAGUUCUUCAUGGAAAGUCUCAUCGACGGCGACUUUGCGAGCAAUAACGGCGGAUGGGGAUUCUCUGCCAGCACGGGCGUGGACCCUCAACCUUACUUUCGCAUCUUCAACCCACUACUACAGAGUGAGAAAUUCGAUGCCGAUGGAGCAUUCAUCAGGAAGUGGGUGCCGGAGUUGAAAGAUGUGCAGGGUAAGGCGAUUCAUGAUCCUUAUGGGAGGAAAGCCGGAGCACAGGCUGCGAAGGCGGGAUAUCCCAAGCCGAUUGUUGAUCAUAAGGAGGCGAGGACGAGGGCUUUGGAGAGGUAUAAGGGUGGAUUGGGGAGGGCUACGGCUAAUGUUGGGGGUGGUGUGCAUAAUUGA